Lolium rigidum is the source of this 442-nucleotide messenger RNA. Its product is annotated as zinc finger protein KNUCKLES-like. NCBI's taxonomy places the organism in Eukaryota, Viridiplantae, Streptophyta, Magnoliopsida, Poales, Poaceae. The annotation marks the transcript as partial. Gene Ontology annotation, molecular function: DNA-binding transcription factor activity. The record is from RefSeq and is a predicted model, not a curated record. The transcript is spliced from 2 exons.
UUGACUUUUCCUUCGAAAUUAAAGAUCUCACGAGGCAGCAGUCCUGUAGCACCUCCGUCCCUAUCACCUGGAAAGGAUUCGCCAUUAUUUAUUCCCAUCAAUUCUCUUCUCCUUCCCCUCAGCUCGAUCAAGCCCAUAGGAGUAGAUCGUUUCCUAUUACAUGAGCGCCCCCGCUACCAUUCAUAUACACAACUGGAUGGAGAAAGACCCGCCGUCGUGGUUCCAUGCGCAGACGGCGCCGACGGCGCGCGUGGACGGCAAGACGGUGCGGCUGUUCCAGUGCCUCUUCUGCGACAAGACGUUCCUCAAAUCGCAGGCGCUGGGCGGCCACCAGAACGCGCACCGCAAGGACCGCGUCGGCGGCUUCAGCGACCCCUACGGUGAUGGCUUAUUCGGAGGCGCCACCCGGUCCACCGGGGCGCCGUGGGAUUCUGCCUCCGGC